Messenger RNA from Schistocerca serialis cubense, 1579 nucleotides. Its product is annotated as ankyrin-1-like. Gene Ontology annotation, cellular component: cytoplasm; nucleus. Bases 86 to 1498 code for a protein of 470 amino acids. The record is from RefSeq and is a predicted model, not a curated record. Gene Ontology annotation, molecular function: ubiquitin protein ligase binding. NCBI's taxonomy places the organism in Eukaryota, Metazoa, Arthropoda, Insecta, Orthoptera, Acrididae. Gene Ontology annotation, biological process: regulation of proteolysis; proteasome-mediated ubiquitin-dependent protein catabolic process. The transcript has 4 exons.
CGUGGCGUUGGUAGCAAGCGGUGGAGCUGGUGGCACUGUGUUUAGGGCAGUGCAGGUGUGCGUUUAUACAGCAGAGUCAUCGUCAAUGGAAGACGUUACCGAGGCCGAGGCGACGGCGGGCUUGGAGCUGGGCUCCCUCCUGGACGCCGGGGAGUGCGCCGUGGUGACCCUGGGGGCGGGGGAGACGCGGUUGGUGGCGCACAGGGCCGUACUGGCUGCGAGGAGUCCAGUGUUGGGCGCCCUGGUCCACCAGGACAUGCUGGAUGUCAGCGGCGACCACAUCGACCUCACAGAUGUCGAGGGCCCGGUGCUGCGCCACCUGGUCUCCUAUUGCUACACCCUACGGGCUCCGCAGCGGCCGAGUGUGGCCCCACAACUUCUGGUAGCUGCAAAGAAAUACGGCGUCUCGGGGUUGAAAGUGGAGUGUUUGCGAACUCUAGAAUCAUCCUCAAUGGGACGCGUUUUGGAGGCUGAGGAGACGGCGGGCUUGGACCUGGGCUCCCUCCUGGACGCCGGGGAGUGCGCCGUGGUGACCCUGGGGGCGGGGGAGACGCGGUUGGUGGCGCACAGGGCCGUCCUGGCUGCAAGGAGUCCAGUGUUGGGCGCCCUGGUCCCCCAGGACAUGCUGGAAGUCAGCGGCGACCACAUCGACCUCACAGAUGUCGAGGGCCCGGUGCUGCGCCACCUGGUCUCCUAUUGCUACACCCAACGAGCUCCGCAGCGGCCAAACGUCAUCCCACAACUUCUGGUAGCCGCAGACAAAUACGACAUUUCGGGGUUGAAGGGAGUGUGCGAGGAGCAGCUGGCCACUCAGCUGUCAGUGGAGACCGCAGCGUCCACAGCUGUGCUCGCCGUCAGGCACUCCUGUCCCAGCCUCAUAGCGGCCGCCCUCGCCUUCAUAAAGGCUAACCACGAAGUGCUGGCCACGCAGGGUUGGUCCGAUGCAGUGCUCCACCGGCCCGAAGAUGCAGUCGAAGUGAGUCGGCUGCUCGGUGAGAUGGCACGAUUCAGGAACUUGUCUGCAGAAGAGAAAGCCAAGAGGUUGAUUCGAGCAGCUCAGGAGGGGACGGUGGAGGAGCUGCAGGAACUGCUGUCUGCGGGGGCGGAUGUGGGGGUGAGGGACAAGAAUGUGUUGAGGCAGACCGCUCUGCACUAUGCAGCUGCCAAAGGACACGUGGAGGUGGUGAAGUGCCUGUUGGAGGGUGGAGCAGAGGUGGACUCCAGAGACACAUGGCAGGAGACACCUCUGCACAAGGCUGCAUACAACGGCCAUACAGGUGUGGUGCAGUUGCUUGUGGCGUCCAGUGCUGACCCAAAUGCCAGCAAUUGUUGUGGGUGUAUGCCGCUGCACUUUGCAGCAGAUCGUGGCCACACAGAGACUGCAGCUGCACUGCUGGAAGCGGGAGCCGACAGGCUGGCGAGCGAUAAAGAUGGGAACACUCCCAAAUACUUCGCUGAGCGUAAAAACCACCAUCAACUUGUACAGAUGCUAACAUAAAGCUGCUAGUUACAUGAACAUCUGUGGAUAAAACAAAGCUUUCUACAGGAUAUUGUUUCUUAAGUAAAGACAAAAAAUUAC